Molecule: messenger RNA, 1526 nt
Organism: Harpia harpyja (harpy eagle)
Lineage: Eukaryota; Metazoa; Chordata; Aves; Accipitriformes; Accipitridae
Product: sprouty-related, EVH1 domain-containing protein 3-like
Biological process (GO): negative regulation of MAPK cascade; multicellular organism development
Cellular component (GO): membrane
Molecular function (GO): protein kinase binding
Source: RefSeq, a predicted model, not a curated record
AUGCUGCGGGUGCGAGCCGUGGUGAUGACCCGCGAUGACUCGAGUGGCGGGUGGGUGCCCACGGGGGGGGGCCUUAGCCAUGUCACCGUCACCCGGCGGCGGGAGGACGGUCACCGUCACUGGCAGUACCUCAUCCAGGGGGAGAGGCUGCGGGGACCAGGCCGUACGCCCACGCUGGAGUGCGCCCUGCACCGGGACCUGGAGUACAACGAGGUGACCCCCACCUUCCACCACUGGCGGGUCAGGGGGAGCCGCUUCGGGCUGACCUUCCAGAGCCCCGCCAAUGCCAGCGCCUUCCACAGGGGCAUGUGGGGGGCCCUGCAGGCCCUGGCCGCAGGUGGGCACCCCUGGGACCCCCCCCCUCGGGGGGGGACAUGGGACACGUGGGGUACUGGCAGGCUUGGGGAUAGUGGGGGGCACGGGGGGGCUGCGGGGUGCUGGGGGGCUUGGGGACACUGGGAGGCUUGGGGAUGCUGGGGGGGCAUGGGGACACUGUGGGGCAUGGUGGAGGGAGUGGGUGACUGUGGGACUGGGGAGCAUGGGGACACCGAGGGGCCUGGGGACCCCAUUCACCCCGAACCCCCUGUGUGUGUGUGUCUCCCUUCUCCCCACAGGCUCCCCAUCCUCCUCUUCCUCCUCAGCGGGGGACAGGGGGGACACGGGGGGUCACAGCCCCCACCCCCCAUGCCACCCACCAUCGUCACCAGCAAGUCCUCGGCCACUGGCUACCAGCCCCCGGGUGGGCAGGUGGGCACCAGGGGGGCGGUGGGGGGGCCCAGUUUGGGCUCCCAGUUGGGGUUAGAGGUCACAGCCGCAGCUGCUGCUGCUGGGGGAAGCCAAGGAGCAGCCGGAGACCCCCCCCACCGCGCCGGGACCCCCGAGGCGCCCGCGGCUACGAGGACUACCGUCACGCUGGCGGGGGCCACCGCUGGCAUGCCACCCCGCCCGCGUCCGCUUCCAGAAGGAUCCAAAGGGUUCCCCCUCCUGCCGCAUCCACAGGUCGUCCCCCCCCCGGAGCCCCCCUCCCACUGCGUCUACUGCCAAGGGGUCUUCAGCCGGGAGGAGAACGGCCGCGGGCAGUGCCGGGACGCGCCAGAUCCUGCCGGACGCUGCGUCCGCCAGCUGAGCUGCCUGUGGUGCGCCGAGAGCCUCCUCUACCAUUGAUGCAUGGCGGACGCUGAGGGGGAUUUUUUGGCGCCCUGCUCUUGCGGGGGGGGGCACCCCCACUGCUGCGCCCGCUGGCUGGCCCCUGCCACCCUGGCGCUGCUGGCCUGUCUCUGCUGCUACCCCCCCCUGCACGCCUGCCACUGGUGUGGCAGCCACUGUGGCUGCUGCGGCGGGAGGCACAAGGCCACACGGUGAGAGGGACCGGGCAACGGCACGGGGGAGGGGACAGCAGUGCCAGGAAACAUGGUGGCGGCACGUGUCAGCAUGGGGAUGGUGCUGAUGGUACAAGGACUUGUGGCACCGGGUGUGUGGCCGGCACCAAGGAUAGUGCCAGGACUCACGGUGCUGGUGUGUGUCAG